AUGGCGGACGACUUGAGCGACCCACUGCGAAGACUGCAGGUCCUCAAGCGUGACCUGGCCGCACUUGCAGACUCACGCCUACCAAACAUCGAUCGACUCUCCAUACAGCUUGACGCAAGCACACAAGAUUUGAGAAGGCUGCUAGAGAGGAACAAGAGAAAGGAUAGCAGCCGCCAGGCUUUGCGGUCAAACACCAUCAACAUCGACGAUGUGGAAUACCAGAUCACCGAUCAAUUCCGACAAGGCGCUAUACAGGUGGCAGACGAGCUGGAGCUGGAUGAGAUCGAGGCCGCGAAGCUUUGCCUAGAAGUCUUGGAUUCGGACGACGGAAGGCAAGACAGCGAUGCGCUGUGCAUGCGCGCCGUGGUGCGAUUUCAUUACCGCCGCGAAACUCUCCUGGACUGUCUCCGCAUGAUCCUGAGACUGGGCAACGAUCCCGACAGCGAGGAAGAGCAUGCCGAAGCCUUUCGUGCCGCCGCCAGAGAACUCAUUCAAGGGCCACGAGGUGGACAAAAUGAGUGCUCGGCAUACUGGAACAAAUGCUUAGAUGGGCUGGUUGAUAUCGAACAUUACCUCAAGAAGGUCGCAGAUACCAAAGACAAGCUGUCGGUCGUUGGUCGUGGCAUAUCUAUCGAGGAGAACGACUGCCUGGUGACGCAGCGCUUCUUCCUGACCAGGCAGCACGAGUCGCUUGCUGCGGUCCUUUCAUACCUAAUCAGCGGUGACUUUGUUCAGCCCCAGGACUUCACCCGCUUCGUCAAUCAUGCUUCAUCUCUCGAAUCUGCCUUCGAUAUCACGAUACAUUACCUUCCCGUGCUAUGCACCGGUGCCUCGAAAUUCGCAUCCGAGCACAUGACGGACGCAGCGGCCGUCGGCGAGCUUCACAGGCUGUUUACUGAAAGUCAGCACCAGUGGAAACAGCCUGCUUUCAAAGCUGCUGCUACGGUCUGCUGGCUGGCGGAGUACAAUGCGAGGUUUGCCAACGGCUACAUCGAUCCAGGCCAGGCUCAAGCAGAGCGCCAGCGAGACGACGCAGCUCGAUCGGAGCUUUUCUUUGCUACAUUGAGAAACAAAGCAUUUCACUUCAUCUUGGCUGCAGCGGCCGCGCUCAAACCUGUCGUCUGGCACGAUCCUGCCCGCACCUCCAUCAUCAGCCAUCUGACAGACUCUGCGCUAGUCAUGUCGUCUGACGCUCCGCGUCCAUCGGAUGAAUUUUCGGCGUUUACAAUGAGUGAGCUGCGAAUGUUUACAGAGGCAUUGGUUGAGAAUAUGCAUGAAAAUCUUCGGUCUUUGAGAGAAGACGAAGAACACAGGAGACGGGUUCUAUUCUCCUCAAUCGACGUCUCUCCUCAGAACGAUCUCGAAAUGGAGCGCUUCAUGGCAAUCAUGGCUUGUACCUACCAAGACGACCCAUCGGCAGCCGAACACUUCUGGUCUGACCGGGGAGGUAAUUUGUAUGGAUUUCUGCGAUGGGUCUCAUCACGUCUUACGACGCCGGGAGUGUCUGCCUGCUGUCUGCUGUUGAGGUCCAUGGCGUCGGAUGAGAAGUCCGCAAAUAACGUACACCGCUUCCUUCUGGAAGAUACGACGAUGGUCUCCGGCAAAUUGAGGAAAUCGUCUGGCGUCAGUUGGUCUCUAAUAUUCAAGGAGCUAGAACUGUACGCCUCAAGUGUGAAAGAACAAGUCUCAGUACCCGCGCAAGCGUCUUCACAGGCGCGGGCAAGUGGGGAGCUGUUGUAUGAGGGAGAAGACACGUCCAUCAUGUUGGACGCAUAUCUAGGACUGACGGCUUGGAUCUGCCGCCGGAGCUCGGAAGCGAGAAACUUCCUUCUGAAUCCACAACAGACCUUUCACAUCGGCGAUACUAUGUUUCAACUGGCACGGACUGCGCACACGACCCGACUUCAGGCGUGCUGCCUCGACGUGCUCUCAGCGCUACUCACUAACAUGACACUCGAAGUCCGAAAUGGCGUCUGGGCUUCGCUAGACACUUGGAUAUCAAGUGGCGGCCUCGAUGGCUCGUCAGCACCACGAGCUCUCGGCAGGACCCAAUACUCUGCAAAGCAUUAUCUUCAAUUGUACGCAAACAGCGCGGAUUCGGCCGCGUCCAUGGUCGGCCUCCUCAACAUGCUGGUCACUCCAAUCAGAACCUCUCAGGACUUUUCGAUAGACCCGCUCCCCUUCCCCGAGACUCUCGGAGCGCCGCAUCGCCACGCGGGCAUUGAUGCCUACGUUGAUUUCGUCCUGGGCGGAGUCUUUGCUCGUAAACUCAUAGAGAUGCAGCAGAAUUGGGAAAUCAAUCUUACUAAUGUUGUCCGAUAUGAAUGCCUCCGCUUCGCCUUGGCGUGCUUGUCCAGCUUCGACGAAGACUUGAUUCUGCUCGCGAAUACCACCAGUGUGAGCGUCGAAUCAGCCAUUGAGACAAAGUCUCUCGCUGCAUAUGCUCGACUACAUCCCUUCGCACGAGUGAUGGAAUGGCUUUUCAACAGAGACGUUUUAGAAUCUCUGUUCGCCACCCUCUAUCAAAACACCGAUGCGCUCGAUACGGCAGAAAUCGGGUCUCCCUUAGUCCAAGGAACGCUUUUAAGCCUCCGGGUAUUGGAUCUGGGAUGGAAGUUGCAGCCAACAUAUUUCGAUAUCGUUCGACCUUCCAUAGCAUCUCAGGCUACGAAGAGCCCUCCCGUGAGCCCUUCGUGGCCCUCACUGGACGAAGCACUGCUCACGCACCUAUCUGCUAUCUCUGUGCUUGCUCAGCUCACGGCCAGCCAACACGUCGAACUCAGCUUCGCAUCCAUCUCAUUGUUAAGACGGGUCUGCUCCUCCCGGAAAAUAUCACUAACCACCAUUACGAACGAGUAUGGUGCUCAGCAGAACCGAAUUUUGAGCUUACUCGCUCCGCUGGCAGCUCCGUUGACCUUGCAGCUAUCAGAGAGCUUCAUUCUAUACGACUGGGACUUGGAAUGUGGUGAUAUACCUGUCAAGGUCAGCAAAGCGGAUGCUGUUCUGCACUUGCUAAAUGCCAGCCUGGAUGCUUCGGAAGGCCGACCGUGCGUGGCGCAUUGCUUGCUUGGUUUCCAAUGCCGCGAGCGUGGCGUUGAAGUCCAUACCCAAAGUCCAUUCAACCACGCAAAGUCACUUUUCCACUCGAUUGUGACCUGCGCUGCCACAAGCCCUGUCAUAAGCGUCUCAUCGGGCUAUACUUCAUGGUUGUUGUCAUUGAAGCGACAAUGUCUUGGGGUUAUCUUGAAGCUAGCCGUGUCUCCUUUGACAGCUCACCUGGUGCAGCCAGAGCUCAAGCACAUGGAGUUUCUUGCAGCCCUGUCUUUACACAUGAUGUCUGCUUCCGCAAGUACGCAUUGGGACAACAUGCCGCUGCAGGAUGAUAUUCUAUACCAUAGCUCUGCCGCCGCCUUGCGCGACUUCAUGCGCGUCCGCGAAGCUUACUUCCAACUAUAUGCGAUUCACCUACGCGCUGCUGCAAACACCGGCUCAUAUUCGAUCCGUGAGAAGAUCAUUAGUGCGCUGUUGGGCACGAUACAACACCCUACUGGGGAACAGCAGUCAACGAUUUCAGUCUUCGACCUCGUCGAUUUCUUCGAUCUCGGCCUGCCAGUCCUACCGGCCGAUCUUCAGACGACAUACUUCGACGGUAUCGGCCCCAUCAGCUGUGAAAAAGACGACAGCGAGCCCGGGGAAACUCUCGAUGUCGCGCUGUCCCAGAAGUUACUCGUAUUGCGCAAACGGGAACUCAAAGAAAAGGGCGUUAUCAAGGACAGCGCUGAGGAGGAAGCGGCUGAUCAAGAGCUUCAGUGGACGGUGAUUGUUUGGAAAGGUAAGAACAGCCUUGCUACCAUUCACACCGCACGUUUGGGCGCACUGGAAGCGUGGACCGAACUUCUUUCUUUGGUGAUCACCAGAGGCGGCCUCUCGCAAGGAGACAUUGUUGGACUAGCCCUUCAGGGCCUUCUUGUGGUGCUCCCCAAGUUUGAGAAGGCCCUUGCCGAAGAGUUUCUGGACGCCGUGGCUUUUCUUGCCAAGCUCACCCUGACAUUUACCUACGCCAUCAGCCCGGCCUCUCACGACUCGUCAGAACAGACUGCCAAUGUGGCAAUUGAGCGCCUGCUUGCAGUCUUCCGAGUUUCUCUGAAGGUAAUCACCUCCAGUGAUUCCGACUUGGGCCUGCGAGACGUAUCUUAUCGGACCUGUUGCGCCGUCCUCGCCUCUGUGCCUAAAGCGCGCAAAAAUGGUAGAGCUACACCCGCAGCGAGCGCAAGACAAUUGUUCCAGCUCGUUCAGAGCGCAGGCGAACGCGCUUUUGCGGUAGUCACCGAGGACUCGUUCUCCGACCGAGGCGUCACUCGUGUCUCCGCUUUACUCUUCUUGGAUAGCCUGAUCGCCUUGUUUCAGAGCCUCAAGGUCAACACUGCUUUGAUUAGGAGCCUGGUGAAGCUCAACUUCGUCCCUGUGCUUAUCGACAGCACUAUUGGGCAUGUUGCUCGCGCUUUCAGCGGUGAGGAUGAGAUGGUGACGACGUUGUCGUACUUUCAUACUGCGCUAGCUCUGAUGUUACGCCUGUGUCAGACCACUGACGGAGCGCAGCUCGUCCUCAACUCUGGUCUCUUCGCAGCAAUCGACGACAGCAAACUCUUCGCUACCGAUCCGGACAUUGGCCUGGACAUUGAUAAUCCAAAGGCUCUGGAAAAGUUUUACGCAAUCCUGGCCGACAUGCUGCGCGUCAUCACAGCUGCAGUGGUGCAGAAGGGUGUUCAGCCUGGCAGAGAUUUUCUUGCGAGAAAUCGGUUCACCAUUCAGGCGAUCUUCAAGCAGGCGUCCAGAGGUCACGCCCUGGACGUCGCGGAUGAGUUGGGAAAGCUGAUGCUAGCAACGGGCUAUCUUGAAGUGAGUAGCAUGCCUGAAUAUUUCUUUCUACCGAAAUGCUAACAGUCUUGCAGGAUGACCAAGCGGCAGUUGGAGGCGUGAUGACGAACGGCUUCUCAUGA
Messenger RNA from Lecanosticta acicola, 5000 nucleotides. The record is from the annotation of a GenBank genome assembly. Lineage: Eukaryota; Fungi; Ascomycota; Dothideomycetes; Mycosphaerellales; Mycosphaerellaceae.